CAGUGUUGUCAAUGCAGGCUGAUUUUGGUCGGCGGAAUUAUUUAAACUAAAGUUACCCCUUUUUAACUUUCUACCUCCUCGUGAACUGGGUGUGACUCUGGUUUAUCAGUAAGGGAUUAUAUGCCUGUUUGUAAAGAGUCUGUGCUGCAGAAUGCUCUGGUUCGUGUUGUUCGUGUCGGUGCUGUGGUGCAGUCUGAUGAACACUGGACCAGCUCAAGGAUACUUCCACGAGGAGCGCUGGAGCCCGGAGUCUCCUAUAUUAGCUCCCCGAGUAAUGAUCGCUCUCAUCUGCAGGAACACACAGCACUCUCUGCCGUAUUUCCUCGGAACUAUUGAGCGCCUCAAUUACCCCAAAGACCGAAUAGCGCUCUGGGUAGCAACCGACCACAAUAUUGACAACACUACAUACCUACUGCGAGACUGGCUCGUCAAUGUACAGAAACUCUACCAUUAUGUGGAGUGGAGGCCGAAGGAGGAACCAAGAGAAUAUCAUAAUGAGGAAGGGCCAAAGGAGUGGACGAACGAGCGCUACGCCUACGUCAUGAAGCUGCGGCAGGCAGCGCUCGAGUCUGCACGAGAGAUGUGGGCUGACUAUCUCAUGAUGAUUGAUUGUGAUAAUCUUCUGAUCAACCGAGACGUCUUAUGGAAACUAAUAAAUGAGAACAAGACAAUCGUGGCACCAAUGAUGGAGUCUCGCGCUGCCUACUCAAACUUCUGGUGUGGAAUGUCAUCCCAGGGCUACUAUAAGCGAACUCCUGCCUACAUCCCCAUGCGUAAGCACGUGCGUAGGGGUUGCUUUGCUGUUCCCAUGGUGCACUCGACUUUCCUGGUGGACCUGCGGAAAGAAGCUUCCAGAACGCUGGCUUUUCACCCGCCACAUUCAGACUACACCUGGGCCUUUGAUGACAUCAUAGUCUUCUCUUUCUCAGCCCGCAUGGGAGAGGUUCAAAUGUUUGUUUGUAACAAGGAAACUUACGGAUAUCUCCCAGUGCCUCUUCGUGCCCACAGCACUCUGCAAGACGAGGCCGACAGCUUUAUUCAUACAGUGCUGGAGGUCAAUGUGAGAAAUCCUCCAGUUGAGCCCUCCAGAUACUUGGCCAAACCUGUCAAAAACCCUGACAAAAUGGGCUUUGAUGAGGUGUUUAUAAUCAACCUGAAGCGACGGGACGACCGCCGUGAGCGCAUGCUGAGGGCUUUGAGAGAGCAAGAGAUCGACUGCAAGAUUAUCGCUGCUGUUGACGGCAAAGCUAUGAACGAGAGUGAGAUCAAUGCUAUGGGAAUCCACAUGCUUCCCGGCUACAGUGACCCGUACCACGGCAGACCUCUCACAAGAGGAGAGCUGGGCUGCUUCCUGUCCCACUACAACAUCUGGAAAGAGAUUGUAGACAGAGGCCUGAAGACCUCGCUGGUGCUUGAAGAUGAUUUGCGGUUUGAGAUUUUCUUCAAGCGACGCCUGCAGAAUUUAAUGAGUGAGGUCGAGAGUAAGGGUCUGGACUGGGACCUCAUUUAUAUUGGGAGGAAGAGGAUGCAAGUGGACCGGCCUGAAAAAGCAGUACCGAAAAUUCGCAACCUGGUGGAGGCGGACUAUUCCUACUGGACCUUGGGUUACAUGAUGUCAUUGCAAGGAGCCAAAAAGCUCCUCAAAGCAGAACCACUCCGUAAAAUGUUGCCUGUGGAUGAAUUCCUUCCUGUAAUGUUUAAUAAGCAUCCUGUAUCAGAUUACAUGGAGCAGUUUGAGACGAGGGACCUGAAAGCGUUCUCAGCUGAGCCCUUGCUUGUGUUCCCUACGCACUACACGGGCGAACCUGGGUACAUCAGUGACACUGAAACCUCCACGGUGUGGGACAAUGAGAGAGUGCGCACAGACUGGGACAGGAAGCGCUCGGGUAAGACCCGGGAACAGGCUGAGAUCAGCACAGAGGCCCAAAACUCAGAUGUGCUCCAGUCUCCUCUGGACAGGACGGCCCGAGAUGAACUAUGAGAGACAUUGUUUUGGACUUGCUUCUGGGGGACGUUACACCUUAAAAGCACAAUAUGAGUGAGCAGCAGAUGAGGCCCUUUUAGAGAUUUCUUUUUUAUUAUUGUUGUUUGCCAGAAAAGAAGUUGAGCUUAAACCUUUGUCCCUUAAUUUGUAGAUUAUCAAAUUGGUAACUAACCAU
Molecule: messenger RNA, 2159 nt
Organism: Rhinichthys klamathensis goyatoka
Lineage: Eukaryota; Metazoa; Chordata; Actinopteri; Cypriniformes; Leuciscidae
Gene: colgalt1a
Product: collagen beta(1-O)galactosyltransferase 1a
Exons: 12
Coding region: 152-1981 (609 amino acids)
Molecular function (GO): procollagen galactosyltransferase activity
Source: RefSeq, a predicted model, not a curated record